This is a messenger RNA of Durio zibethinus, 815 nucleotides long. The record is from RefSeq and is a predicted model, not a curated record. NCBI's taxonomy places the organism in Eukaryota, Viridiplantae, Streptophyta, Magnoliopsida, Malvales, Malvaceae.
CGAAGAGGUACUUCAUUUCAUUCUUCUGAUUUUUUUUUUGUUUUUGGCUUUUCAUUUCAUUUUUCGUUGUUGAUGGUACUUCUCGAGGGAGCAAGCCUCUAGAGAUCCAGAUAAUUACUUAAACAUCAGAACACUUACUUGCCCAGCAGCUGAGAGCGUGGAUGGUUCAAAGGUUUUAUAUUUCGAACAGGACUCCUCAGAAACCCUUUCGGCAGGUAAGCUAUAUUGCGAAGAGCUUUGCUGAUCGGACAACCUAUGACAACUGAAGUUUUAAUGAAUAAUGGACAAACCAUAAUUUUUUGGUUGCAGAGGUUUUUCAUGGUGAAGCCUUGCCCAAAAGAUCUGAAAUGUGAUGUUGAGGUAAGUUCCUAUGCAAUUAGAGAUGUGGAGGAGUACAAGAAUUUAUGUGAUCGCCCAAGGGACCAAUGCCCACUACCUGAAGAAGUUAUUGGUGAUAUUGCAGAACAUCUAACAACUAUAUAUCUCAAACCAUGUGGAAGGGGGAAACACUGUUUAUAUGAAGGUUCAACUCCACCUGGUGGAUUCCCGAAUUCAUGGAAUGGAGCAACAUACUGUACUUCAGAACUUUCAAUUUUGAAGAAUAAUGAGAUACAUACCUGGGAUAGGGGUUAUGAUGAUGAUGGAAAUCAGGUUUGGGGAGUGAAGGAAGGUCCUUAUGAGUUCAAAUCUGCACCUGCCUCUUGUUUCAAUGGCAUGUUUUCGCCUCUAAAUUUCCCCCCAUCACAACCCAUGGAGAAAAGGAUAGAGGGUUCAUUUGUCUUGCAAGAAUGAUUGACUGUUACAUAUACUUUUUA